AUGGUUUGUGAGAUCGGAUCAGUCAUGGACAUGAGCGGUGAGGGGGGCGCGGGGGCUCUUCAGCAGCGGUGGUACGAUAGCCGGGUUAACGGCAGCCCGGCCGCUGCAGAAGUCUCGGAGACCAAUGGAGACUUCUUCCACUCGCCGUUAGAGGGCGGGCAUCACAGCCGCGCUCGGUACUACCAUCAACAGAUGCACGGGCCGUACUCCUCAGCUGUUGGAUCUCAUGCUGGCGAAGCUUUCAUUGAGCUUUUGACGAGGUGGUUCACAGUCCACAUAUAA
Molecule: messenger RNA, 282 nt
Organism: Pieris macdunnoughi
Lineage: Eukaryota; Metazoa; Arthropoda; Insecta; Lepidoptera; Pieridae
Source: the annotation of a GenBank genome assembly